UUUCAUUUGGAAGUAUUGUACAGAAGUGGAAGAUGGUUGGAAAUGCAAUGUUUGUAAUGAGAGUUUUAAUUACAAAAAAACAGGUGGCUCAACAACCAAUACUUUGAAGCACCUUGAGCAAGAACAUGGUUUGAUAAGACCAGAAAUUAGUACCAAGUUUAUGCAAAACAUGUCUGAUGAUUGUGGUGAUAUUUCUGUUUACAAUAAUCAUAAU
This is a messenger RNA of Entrophospora candida, 214 nucleotides long. Lineage: Eukaryota; Fungi; Glomeromycota; Glomeromycetes; Entrophosporales; Entrophosporaceae. The record is from the annotation of a GenBank genome assembly.